Molecule: messenger RNA, 1440 nt
Organism: Kwoniella shivajii
Lineage: Eukaryota; Fungi; Basidiomycota; Tremellomycetes; Tremellales; Cryptococcaceae
Exons: 5
Coding region: 1-1440 (479 amino acids)
Biological process (GO): CENP-A containing chromatin assembly; DNA replication-dependent chromatin assembly
Cellular component (GO): nucleoplasm
Molecular function (GO): histone binding
Source: RefSeq, a predicted model, not a curated record
AUGAGGUCCACCGACGAGGCACCCGCUCAAAUCACCUCCACCGAGGAGAAGCAGAACCAAGAUCAAACUUCCUCUGAACCCAAUCCAAAGGAAAUCAAAGAUCAAGCCGACCAACUUAUCGCGGAAGGUAAAAAAGCUAUAGCUCUCAAACAAUGGGAGGAAGGUGUCAACAAGUACGGGGAAGCAUUAGAUCUCAUGCGUCAGCUCGUAGGCGAAACCGAUCCUUCCAUGGCACCAUUACUCCUAAGUUACGGUAAAGCAUUGUACGAACUUGCUUUCUCUCAACAAGGCGUGAUGGGUAAAGAUGAAGGUUCAAAAGAAGCUGAUGAAGCAGUUCGACAAGGAGCUCUGGAAGAAGCACCAGCUAAAAACGGUAACUUCGUAUUCUCAGCAGAUCCCACUUCUGAUGACGAUGAUGAGGAUGAUCAAGAAGUUCCCGCUGGAUCAGAAGCCGGUCCAUCAACAUCAACAUCUGUACCUGCGACUACGACUCCAGCUGAAGGAGAAGAAGGAGGAGAGAAUGAAGGCAAUGACGAACCUGAAGAUGAUUAUAAUGCAGCUUGGGAAGUGUUAGAUGUUGCUAGAACAAUCUACGCCAAGAUAGUAGAAGACAAAGCAGAUGGUGACGAAGGUAGAGACGAGAAAUUGAAUUUGGCAGAUUGUUAUUUAGCUUUAGGAGAUGUUAGUUGUGAGACAGAGAAUUUCCCACAAGCAGUACAAGAUUAUACAUCAGCAUUAUCACUUCAAUCCGCUUUACUUCCAUCCUCAUCAAGACAAUUAGCAUCAACACAUUAUCAGUUAGCUACUGUACUUGAAUUCACACCCGAUCGUCGAUCUGACGCUUUGGAUCACGUCGAAAAAGCUCUCAGUGCGUUCAAAGAACGUUUAACUCAAUUGGAAUCUUCGGAUCCUGAUUCUGAGGAAGUCAAGAAAUUGAGUGACAAAGAAAAAGAGAAUGAAGUGAAAGAUGUCAAAAACUUGAUUGAAGAUUUACGAGUUAAAAUUGAUGAGCUGAAAAUUACUUCUACGACUCAAACAAAUGAUAUAAUCUCAAAAUCAAUUGAUCAUCUAUGGGGUGGUCAAUCAUCAGAUCAACCUUUAUCUUCUGCUCCUGAUAAUGCUCCUGUAAAUGAUCUGACUUCAAUGGUUAGAAAGAAGAAACCAAAGACUAUCCCCACAGCCGCUCAAGCUAGUAAAGCCGUCGAAGAAGUUAAGAAAGUAGUAGGCGAAAUGGUCCAAAACGCUCAACAAACUUCUGAACCUAUAAUUGAAGCUGGUAAAGAACAGCUUACAAAUGUAGCUGAAUUAGUACAGCAAAAAGCAGGUGAAGUAGCUUCGAGCGCAGGCGAAUCACUUCAAAGUGCAGGUGAAGGUUUGAAGAGAGAGGGUGAACAAGACGAACAAGAAGAAAGGAAAAGUAAGAAAGCUAAAACCGAAUAA